AAUACACCAACUCAGUGCCGGUGGUUCAAACACUUGACUCCCUCCGAGGUUAUCCUGAGUUUCUCUUCGCUGGGCGGAUAUCCUUGCUUAUCAGUACCUUUGAUACGUUCUUAUGCAGUAAUCACCGUCAUGGCAGCACCAAAGUUUGUCUGCGCUAACCUGAAGCCUGACUGCACUGACUGCAAAGAAGAGGGGAAAUUCGCGUGCAAGGGCUGCCGUCUCGUCAAUUACUGCGGUCCAGAAUGCCAGAAGGCCCAUUGGCCUCAACACAAAAUAGACUGCAAGUCAUCGCUUAGUAAGGAAACAUGGCAGCCAGCUUAUAUGCUUGAGCGGCAACAGCUUUCAUUGCCUUCUGUAAUGGCUUCAAUGAAAUUUGCUGGACCAAAUAAGUACCAGUGGGGCAAUACCCCUGCCGUUGAUGUUCUUCAACUCGAAUCAAAUUAAGGGAAUUGCUAUGACGGCGACCUUCGUCUCUUAUUUACCGAUGUGUUUAAUUUGUUUUUUUUAUAUGAAGGCGAUAG
This is a messenger RNA of Aspergillus welwitschiae, 521 nucleotides long. RefSeq names its product zinc finger MYND domain-containing protein. The record is from RefSeq and is a predicted model, not a curated record. Bases 130 to 444 code for a protein of 104 amino acids. The transcript has 2 exons. NCBI's taxonomy places the organism in Eukaryota, Fungi, Ascomycota, Eurotiomycetes, Eurotiales, Aspergillaceae.